Dentiscutata erythropus is the source of this 586-nucleotide messenger RNA. Lineage: Eukaryota; Fungi; Glomeromycota; Glomeromycetes; Diversisporales; Gigasporaceae. The record is from the annotation of a GenBank genome assembly.
AUGUUCACUGGUAAAUUUGUUGUAGAAAAUCUUGACCAGUAUAUUACUGUUUCCUACCCCUAUAUCAUUGCGACCGGUGAUUCUGAACGAGCGUUUGCAGCAAAUGAAAUCCCACUUAGCGCUCCUCACUGCAUGUUCACAAUUCAAGUAACUCGCGAUCCAAAAGAAUUAGAGAGUUCUACAUACUUCGACGCUACGAAUUCUCAAUAUAACUCAGUUACGAACUCAAAGAAUGUUCUUAUGAAAUUAAGAACAUAUAUUGUAUCUGGUUUUAUUAGGCGUGUAACCACUGAUUUUACUAUUAUUGAGCUUACAGACAUUGAUUUUAUAUCUACCAAUGUUAGCUCAGUCCAGUAUGUGCAAGAGAGCACUUCCUCGAAUACUUCAAAUAAUCGUUCGUUUAUUGAUUUAAUCGCCGAGGACGUUGAUUCCACUACCUCACAGCAAUCAAAAAGAACCCAUAUAAUAAUGUCAAGAUCUUCUAAACAAAGCACUGUCCCGCCUCCCAUUGUCAAUGAACCUGAAACCCCAAUCACGACUCCUACUCCAGUUAAUAUUGGCCCUGAGACGUUUCAAAGCCAAAAAG